Molecule: messenger RNA, 1549 nt
Organism: Oreochromis aureus
Lineage: Eukaryota; Metazoa; Chordata; Actinopteri; Cichliformes; Cichlidae
Product: chemokine XC receptor 1-like
Exons: 2
Coding region: 43-1053 (336 amino acids)
Biological process (GO): G protein-coupled receptor signaling pathway; immune response; chemotaxis
Cellular component (GO): membrane
Molecular function (GO): chemokine receptor activity
Source: RefSeq, a predicted model, not a curated record
UUCAACAGAACACUUGACGGCGGAUACAAGAGAAAAUUGACAAUGGCAAACAACAUGACAAGUGAUGGAGUCCAUUAUCUUUGUGACACUGACUUUCCCACUUUUACCGGGACACUCUUCAUCUUAAUCUUCAUCAUCAGCGUCAUAGGCAACAGUCUCCUCUUAUGUGUUCUUUUCAUCUACGAGGGCCUGAAAAGUAUCACAAAUAUUUUCAUCCUGAACCUGGCCUGCUCUGAUUUGAUCUUCACCAUCACACUUCCGUUCUGGGUUGUUGAUCACCUACACCACUGGGUCUUUGGGGACUUUGUCUGCAAAUUCAUGACUGCUGCAUUCUUUGUUGGUUUGUACAGCAGUGUCAUUCUGCUGACUGCCAUGACAGUUGCCCGUUUCAUUAGGGUGGUGCUGCCAAACUGGAAAAGCAACCGUGCUAGAAGAAAGAAGUGUGCAAUCGGUGCCUGUAUAGCUGCCUGGAUCAUCAGCAUCUCAGCAUCCCUGAGUGAUGCUAUGAAAGUAAAGGUUGAACACUGGUAUGGUAAAAACUAUUGCCACGAUGAAUCUGAAGACAAGCUUGGACAUUAUCUCCAAGUGUCACUGUUAUUCUUCCUCCCAUUUGCCAUCAUUAUUUUCUGCUAUUCUGCCAUCCUCAAGACAGUUUUGCAAGGUUUAAACAGAAAGAAGUCCAGGACUGUAGCUGUGCUCUUGUGUAUUGUUGCAGUCUUUUUCAUUUGCUGGGGGCCAUACCAUAUUAUGCUUUUAAUCAAGGCUCUCAAUACAAACAAAGAUUGUAAGGUACUGAAACGGUUAGCAGUUGCCUACCAUAUUUGUGAAAUGCUUGCCUAUUCUCACUGCUGUAUGAACCCACUGCUAUAUAUGAUCUCACAGAAGUUGCGAAAGCAUCUGUUGAAUCUUUUGAAAUGUAAAAGUUUGUGCAGUAAGAACAAGGAGGAAGACAGUGGCCAGAAAACUUCUGGUAUUCAGAAUGUAGCUUUCACAGUAGAGAACUAUUCUGUUAACACAGAACGACACAGUGAUCCAUUUAACAGUCCCUCUUGAAAUUAAAAAUUGUUUUGUAAAAGUAUUUACAGACUGAAUCAAAGGUUGUAUAUAAUUUGACAAGUUUUGCAUAUAGUGUUGACAUCAUAUACACAGAUUUUGUUUUAGCCUUUUUAAUGUGCAAGGUCAAAGAUGUGUGUAAAAUUGUGCAUUUCGCUGGCGUAGUUUUAUGAGUAUUUUUUGUAGAAAUGAAAAUUUUGCUGAAAUCCAGGGAAGCUUUUUUCACUUCUUCUUUUUUGUGGUAUGUACUGUAAGACGAAUUGUAAAAAAAAAAAAUGCAUUGACAGCAGUUUUCUGUGGUCACUGAUAGAGUCAAAGUCGUGUGUAGUGUAAGUUUAUUAAAAUAAUCACUGAGGGAAACCAUGAAGCAGAAGGCAAGUCACCUGGGCCGUUAAUCUUUCUUGUAAUAAAAUGUAAUGUCAUGUAAUAAAAAUGAGAAAAGUUUUGGAAUAAAUAGAGAGGAAAAUGUAUAUAAAUGUGUGAAUAUGGACAUUAA